Quercus lobata is the source of this 1200-nucleotide messenger RNA. RefSeq lists its product as uncharacterized. The record is from RefSeq and is a predicted model, not a curated record. Lineage: Eukaryota; Viridiplantae; Streptophyta; Magnoliopsida; Fagales; Fagaceae. The transcript has a single exon. The coding region runs from base 1 to 1200 and encodes 399 amino acids.
AUGGAAGCGCACCCAGCUCGACACUCAGAACAAGCCCCUCGUCCAAAGAAGGGACGGACGGAAGACAGGAAGGAACGAGAUAACAGGAAGAUAGGUCCCUUGGGAAGAAGCCAGAAUUAUAUGCCCCUGAACGCUCCACUUGAUCAGGUGCUCAUGCAAAUCAAAGACGAUCCUUCUUUAAAAUGGCCAGAGAAGAUGAAAGGGGAUCCCAAUAAGCGCAAUAAGAACAAAUAUUAUCGCUUUCACAGGGACCAUGGGCAUGACACGGAUGAGUGUUACGACCUAAAACAGCAAAUUGAGAACCUUAUCAGACAAGGAAAGUUCAGGCACUUCGUUGGAAGGGAUCGUAAAGAUGAGAAGUUGAAAGGCAAAAUAAAGGAAUCAUCCUGGCCCCCACUAGGAGAGAUAAGGAUUAUCGUCGGAGGGAACUCGACGGGGCAAUCCUCCAAGUCGAAGAAGACGUAUCUCAAAGCGGUACAAAACGUCCAGCUCUCUGGACGAUCACCAAGGACGAGAUCAAUGGAUGAUCCAACCAUUUCCUUCACCGACGAAGAUGCGGAGAGGAUCCAUCACCCGCAUGACGAUGCGAUCAUCAUUACACUGCUUAUUGCAGAUUAUACGACCAGGAGAGUGUUAGUUGACAAUGGAAGUUCAGCAGACAUAUUGUACUAUCCCGCCUUCCAACAGAUGAGGCUUGGACGGGAUCAACUUCGUCUAGUCUGCUCGCCACUGAUAGGGUUUGGAGGAAUGAAGGUGCAGCCCGUGGGUACCAUUACAUUACCAGUUGUGGUAGGGUCAUACCCGCAACAGAUAACCAAGGAAGUCAAUUUCCUCGUUGUAGAUUGUGCCUCUUCAUACAAUGCCAUUAUUGGAAGACCCACUCUUAAUAGUUGGAAGGCAAUAACCUCUACCUACCAUCUAUCAGUCAAAUUCCCUACGGAGUAUGGGAUAGGACAAACACAAGGAGAUCAGUUGGCAGCUAGAGAAUGCUACUUAGCCAUGAUGGCCUUGGACGAACAGGUACAGACAAUGAGCAUCGAGGAAAGAAGAGUUGUUGCAGAGUCCGCGGAAGUAUUGGAAGAUGUUCUUUUGCAGGAAGAUGAUCCCGAGAAAUUCGCCAGAAUUGGAACAGGUAUGAAGGAGAAGGCGAGAAAAGACCUCAUCCAGUUCCUGAGAAAGAGUAUCGACGUUUUUGCAUAG